AUGGAAACACAUGGAGCAUUUGAAAAAACAAUUUCUUUCUGGAAUAAGGCAGGUUAUAAUAAAGUAGCUAUAGUAGAUGCUAGAGGCCAGUCAGGUGGUUUGUGGAUAUUGAAACAUAAUAGUAGCACUAUAAUAACAUCCGUUGAAGACAUUUUUCAUGACACUGUUACACUCAAAGUCUCGGUGGGAAAUGACUCAUGGCUCCUUACAGGUAUGUACGCUAGUCCUAUCUACACAAAGAGACUGGAGUUAUGGCAACACCUCAUUUCUUUGAAUGCUAAUUUUGUUGGCCCUUGGAUGGUUAUCGGUGACUUUAAUGAAAUUAUCUUGCCUAACGAACAGAAAGGUGGGAAUUUCAGUCAAAACAGAGCAGAUGCUUUAUUAAGGGUGGUGGAAGAAUGUCAAUUUGUGGAUAUUGCAACCACUGGUAACAAGUACACUUGGGCAAGGAAUUGUAUGGGACAGCGCAGAAUAUUUAAAAAACUGGACAGAGGGAUUGCUAACCUCCCAUGGCAACUGGCCUUUCCCGAGGCUUAUGUUGAAGUGCUCUGUAGGCUCCAUUCUGACCACCACCCUUUGCUUUUGAGGUGUGGCCAAUUACCUCAGAGGAGGGGACCGAGACCAUUUCGUUUUGAAGCAGCAUGGAUCACCCAUCCAGAGUACCAAAAUGUAGUUCAAACAGCAUGGAGUCAGACAACUCCGUGCCCUAUUGCAAGAUUGAAUCAAGUGAAAACAGACUCCCUUAUUUUUAAUUCAAAUGUCUUUGGUAACAUAAGGCACCAGAAGCAUAUCUUAGAGAAAAGAAUAAAAGGGAUCCAGUUGUCUUUAGAGAGGGUAGACUCUGCAAGAUUGGUGUAUUUGGAACAUGAUUUACAACUCCAGUAUGAUCGAAUCUUGGCUCAGGAAGAGUUGCUUUGGUACCAAAAGUCUAGGGACAAAUGGAUUAAGCUUGGGGAUAGGAACACUAAGUUUUUCCAUGCCACAACUGUCAUAAGGAGGAAAAGAAACAAAAUACAUGGAUUACAUCUCCCUUGUGGUAUGUGGUGCACUGAUGAUAACAUUCUUAAAGAUGAAGCUCAAAAAUUCUUCAAGAAUCUAUUUGGAGCUGAUCCUUUGUCAAGGAAUUCGAAUCCAACCAAUGAAAAUGUUACAUCCCCUAAACUUUCAGAAGAAGCAGUGGAGUGUUUAUCCAAGACGGUGACUAGAGAGGAAGUAAGGAAUGCUUUAAAUCAAAUGAAUUCUUAUAAGUCCCCGGGGCCCGAUGGAUUUCAAGCAAUUUUCUUUAAACAGUAUUGGCACAUCGUGGGAGAAGAUGUUUAUAAUCUUGUCUGCCAAGCUUUUGCAUCUGGUACUUUCAAUUCGUGCAUUGGUGAAACUCUAAUUGCGUUAAUCCCAAAAGUUGAUUACCCUCAAAAUUUUAAAGAAUUUCGACCGAUAAGUCUCUGCAAUACCAUUUAUAAGUUGAUAACCAAAGUGUUGGUCAACAGGUUAAGGCCUUAUUUGGAUCAAAUUAUUGGCCCAUAUCAAAGUAGUUUUUUACCCGGUAGAGGAACUUGUGAUAAUGCCAUAGUGCUUCAAGAGGUCAUUCAUUCUAUGAAAAAAUCCAAAAAGAAGAAGGGAGAUGUUGUAUACAAGAUAGACUUGGAAAAAGCUUAUGACCAUGUGAAUUGGGAAUUUCUGAGAAGUUGCCUUAUUCAGUUUGGUUUUCCUCCCAUUACAAUAACACUUAUCAUGCAUUGUGUGUCUGCAUCUUCUCUAUCCAUCAUUUGGAACGGACAACGGUUGCCCUCUUUCUCCCCUACUAGAGGACUCAGACAAGGCGAUCCUCUUUCCCCGUAUCUAUUUGUAAUAUGCAUGGAAAGCUUGUCUCACGCUAUUCUGCAGGCAGUAGAUAACAAUGCGUGGAAACCUGUCAGCAUCUCAAGAAAUGGGCCAGGUCUCUCCCACUUAUUUUUUGCGGAUGACGUGUUACUUUUCUCAAAAGCCACUGUUUCUCAAGCAACCGUUAUUGAAGGUAUUUUGACUAAAUUUGCAAAUUUGUCUGGACUACGUGUUAACAUCCAGAAAUCCAGAGCCUUUUUCUCUGCAACUACAAGACAAAACAAGAUUGAUUCCAUAGUGUCUAUUACAGGUAUUCAAAAUACAAAUUCCCUUGAAAAGUAUCUUGGUUUUCCUAUUAUCCAUGGCAGACUGUGCAAAAGAGAUUAUGAUUUUUUCAUUGAUAAAAUCCAACACCGCCUUGCAUCUUGGAAGAAUAAGUUACUUAAUAAAGCUGGAAGAUUAGCGUUGGUGCAGUCAGUUCUAACUUCAAUCCCGACUUAUUACAUGCAACUCAACUGGCUUCCUUCUUCAAUUUGUGACUACAUGGAUAGAAUAUCCAGGAAGUUUCUUUGGAGAGGUACUAAUGACAGAGGUAUUCACUUGGUAGGAUGGGAGAAAAUUGCCCAACCAAAGAAAAAUGGUGGUUUAGGAAUUAGAUCGGCCAGAGAGUCGAAUACAGCUAUGUUGGGGAAACUAGUUUGGGACAUUCACAGUAAAAAAGACAAACUGUGGGUGAAUUUAAUUUCCCAAAAAUAUGUUGGUAACCAACUUUUCCUAGAUGUCCCCAAAAAAUCAGGUUCUGUUGUUUGGAAUUCAAUAAUAAAGGCAAGAAACGCUCUGCGCAGUGGCUAUGAAUAUAGACUGGGAAAUGGUUCUUCUUCCUUCUGGUAUGAGCACUGGUCGAAUCAUGGAAGAUUGUGUGAUCAAGUUUUGUAUGUUGACAUUCAUGACAUCGAAUUAACAGUAGCCGAUGUGGCUCAACAAGGUUCAUGGAAUCUAUCACAGUUAUACACUCAACUUCCCCCAAAUAUCUUGGAGGCUAUCUCAAAAAUUUCUGUUUGCCUACAUGAGAACAUUCCUGAUGGUUAUACUUGGAAGGGAAAUUUGGAUGGUAUUUAUUCAGCGAAAGCAGGAUAUUCUUGGGUCAAAAAAUCAAACUCAAUGGCUGGGAUUGAUGAGUUACCGUCUUGGAAGUGGCUUUGGAGGAUUCCAGCACCGGAAAAAUUUAAAUUCUUUUGUUGGACAGCUUGUCAUAAUUCUCUCCCCACAAGAACAAUGUUGCACAAGCGAGGUAUGUUAAACUAUGAUAUUUGUCCCCGAUGCACUACUUGCCCAGAAAGCAUUUUACACUGUCUUAGGGAUUGUCCCUUCUCGAGAAAGAUAUGGUUGUCCAUCGGUUUUGAGAAUAUUAACUUUUUCAUGGAACAAAAUAUCGUUACUUGGAUCCGAAGAGGCACAACUAGUGGUAAUAAGCAGAUGUUUAUGGCGGCUUGUUGGUGGAUUUGGAGAGCAAGGAACAAAUUGUGUUUGGCUAACGAGAUUACCCCUGCCGCUGCGGUGAAAAUUCAGAUUUAUAACUCUGCAAGUAUCAACUCCAAAGUAUUUGGUCAUCAAUCAACAGAUGUGAUUACUGAGCAGUGGGUAUCGUGGCAUCCAGAGGAAGGAACUGCCGUUAUCAUCAAUGUUGACGGGAGCAGUUUAGGGAACCCAGGGCCAUCAGGAUUUGGUGGAGUUUUGAGACACUCAAAUGGUAAAUGGAUCUAUGGAUUUGCGGGGACUGUUGGAAUUUCUACAAUCCUUCAUGUAGAACUACUUGCUAUUUAUCAUGGCUUGAAGGUGGCUUGGGACCAAGGAUACAGAAAUAUAGUUUGCUAUUCUGAUUCAACUCUUUCUAUUCAACUUAUUGGAAGAGAUGUAAACCCCUGGCAUCACUAUGCAUCAAUUUUAACCAACAUCAGAGACCUGGUGAAGAGGAACUGGAGCAUUGACUUCAAGCAUACUAAGAGAGAAGCCAACGCCGUUGCAGAUCUUCUAGCAAAGACAGGUGCAGCAGGCACAGACGCAUGGACUGAGUUUAGAGAACCCCCACCCGCAGCUAUCCCCCUCCUUCAAGCGGACGCGGCACGGGUUAUGUUUGCAAGGAUCUAG
Molecule: messenger RNA, 3969 nt
Organism: Trifolium pratense (red clover)
Lineage: Eukaryota; Viridiplantae; Streptophyta; Magnoliopsida; Fabales; Fabaceae
Exons: 1
Coding region: 1-3969 (1322 amino acids)
Molecular function (GO): RNA-DNA hybrid ribonuclease activity; nucleic acid binding
Source: RefSeq, a predicted model, not a curated record